AUGAAAGAUUCAAUCAACACCAAGACCAAAUCAACGAAAACACUCGUGGAAAACACGAUAACAUCUACAAAGGUGACAACAAUUCUCAUUGUACAUCUCCAGGGCAUCUUCACAAGGACGGAGGGAGACGGCGCGAGGAUUGCCUGCACCGAUCGCUCCCCGAAUGGCCUGGUCUUGGCUGUUGGCGAUGGCUACAGCCGGUUGCGGCUCUAUCGCCACCCGUGCCCGGGAGACCGCCCGCCGCCCGCGCUGUUCCACGAGCUUAGGGGUCAUGGAUCCGGCGGAGUGAGCAGGGCGAGGUUCUUGCGCGGCGGAGAAGUGUUGGUCACUGUCGGGGAACGAGACAGGUGUGUCUUGCAAUGGAAGCUGAGCGGAGCAGGAGCUGGAGAUUCCCGCAGCGGAGAGUUGAAGGACAGCGCGGAAGCUGUUGCCGAGGAAGAGAGUGACGGCCACAUAUUGGAUCUAAAGGACGGAAGUGACUUGGACAGAGGGAGCGACUUCGAGACAGCCGCGGAAGAGCGAAGGAGAGCGCCGGUGAGAAAGAGACAGAGAAGGCAGAACGAACUGGAACGUCUCGUCACCAUGGGACGCGCGGCGGUCGCAUCGGACCAAGGGCCAGCAGAAACGACCAAUACUGCCGCCGGCACUGGUUUUGACGGGGGCAAAGCAUCGCUUCCGCCGCCACUACGGCCAUGGGAGCAGGCGACGGUGGCACCAUCCAGACCCCCGCCGACCGACAAGAGUGCACCUGCUGACGGCGUUGAGCUGGAGAGGAUUCACGGCUAUCGCGGUCGAGACUCCAGGAGCAACGCGGUGUACGCCGGAGCGGACGAGGUUGACUGUGGCGGUGGCUGCAACCGUGCCGUCUACACCUCGGCCGCCGCGGGGGUCAGCCUUGACCUGACCAACCACACACAGAACUUCCAGCUUGGGCACUCAGGGGACGCCACCUGCCUGACCUCGUCGCCUGAUGGACUGCUGGUGGCCAGUGCGGACGUGUCAAGGCGGCCCAGCAUCAUCGUCUGGAAGCCAGACACUGGCGAGGCGGUCAAGAUCCUGUCGGGGUUCCACAGGAGGGCAAUCACGGCGCUGUCAUUCUCUAGGGACGGGCGGCACCUGGCUUCACUUGGCUGCGAUGACGACCAUAGCCUUGCCAUCUACGACUGGGAGAACAGCUUGCUCAGGGCCACUGCCAAAGGAGGGCGGCGCAAGGCGCUCGAUGUUGCGUGGAACAGUGCGGGAACACGGCUGGUCACCUGCGGGCUACGGCACGUCAGCUUCUGGAACUUCGCCGGGGGUCGGAACCUCCUUCACAGCCGCGGGGUGUUCGGAGGGAAGGGGAGGAAGCAGACGCUACCUUCUUGCGUGUUCGUCGGGGACACUGCCGUGGUGGGUCCCCCGUCUUUGUGGAGACUUGGGUCAGUUGUUGCUUGCAUCCCACUCCCCCCCGCGGAGCCUUUUGUGAUUUCGUCGUAA
Molecule: messenger RNA, 1476 nt
Organism: Ectocarpus sp. CCAP 1310/34
Lineage: Eukaryota; Phaeophyceae; Ectocarpales; Ectocarpaceae
Source: the annotation of a GenBank genome assembly